UUGUUGCGGUCUUCUCCCGCAGUGAAGCGUUAGGCAAAAGUCUCGUUGUCGCACUCGAGUGUCGCGAUCGGAGGUGGAGGAGGUGGAAAUGGCGGAAGAGAAGGAGUCCACGUCGAUUCCUCUGAGCCAGGCGGUCGAUCCCGAAGACCCCGCCAAAUCGCCCCCCGCUUCGCCGGGUUCUUCCACUCGGAAGGCUUGCUGUGCUGUUCUUCAUAGCUGGGUGUCAAAAAAAUUUUUGACUGGAUGUGUAGUUCUUUUCCCAGUUGCUGUCACAUUUUACAUUACAUGGUGGUUCAUUCAGUUUGUUGAUGGUUUCUUCAGUCCACUGUACAACAAGCUUGGAUUUGAUAUCUUUGGCCUUGGAUUCUUGACAUCUUUGGUAUUUGUAUUUCUCAUUGGAACUUUUGUUUCAUCAUGGUUGGGUGCAACUGUUUUCUGGGUGGGGGAGUGGUUUAUAAAAAGAAUGCCAUUUGUGAGGCACAUUUACUCAGCAUCAAAGCAAAUCAGCACUGCCAUUUCUCCUGACCAAAAUACCACAGCUUUUAAAGAGGUUGCAAUUAUCCGUCAUCCACGUAUUGGCGAGUAUGCAUUUGGUUUUAUUACAUCAUCAGUGGUCUUUCAGAGUGACAACGGUGAGGAAGAAUUAUGCAGUGUUUAUGUUCCAACAAACCAUCUAUAUAUUGGUGAUAUAUUCUUGGUCAAAUCUGAAGAAAUUAUUAGACCCAACCUGUCUGUUCGUGAAGGCAUAGAGAUUAUAGUUUCUGGCGGCAUGACAAUGCCGCAGUUGAUUGCUCCUCUAGAAAGGAUUCCAUCAGAAAACCAGAGUGUUCGUUUGAACAGAAUAACAACACAGUGAAGCUGAUGUGUAUGUCUGCCAUUCUGCUGCUGUAAGUACGAUAAGAUCCACUUCUCUCUAAACUACUACAUCUAUGUUUCAGCGUUAUGUCUGCUCGCUCACGUUGUGCUUAUAUACUAUGAAUGCUUUCCUCCUCGCAUACUGGAGGAAAUAGAGAUUCAGGGAUGGAAGCUUCAUUGUGCUAUACGAGAUGAUGCUGUAAACAGUUAAAACUCUUAUGUUGAAAUCGGAGGAGGGUGUUUGUGCA
Molecule: messenger RNA, 1103 nt
Organism: Musa acuminata AAA Group (dessert banana)
Lineage: Eukaryota; Viridiplantae; Streptophyta; Magnoliopsida; Zingiberales; Musaceae
Product: protein LIKE COV 2
Exons: 7
Coding region: 89-856 (255 amino acids)
Cellular component (GO): Golgi apparatus
Source: RefSeq, a predicted model, not a curated record